This is a messenger RNA of Chiloscyllium plagiosum (whitespotted bambooshark), 1068 nucleotides long. The record is from RefSeq and is a predicted model, not a curated record. Lineage: Eukaryota; Metazoa; Chordata; Chondrichthyes; Orectolobiformes; Hemiscylliidae.
CAAACCCCAACAGGAGACUUUUUUUAUGAAAUUCAGUUUGAGACAGAGAAGGCCAGAAUUCAAAUGGAGUCCACAAUUGCAGUAAACUUUGUGAAGAAGAAAUGGGACACAGAAACAGGCAUUGUCACAAUCACUUUCAACAUUAUUUUUGCACCAUAUAAACCAGUCAGCCAGUCAGCAAUGCUGAAAGUGCAAUCUGCCACUGGUGGAAUCUGGAGAUUCCCAUUAUUGUUGAUUGCCACUGAGCCACAGGUAGACGAUGUGAUCAAUAUUGAAGCAUUAGGACUAAAUAAGGAAUCUGUGGUUUGCUUCAGGCUAACAAGCCAGACAAGGUUUAUGGAUCGUUGUCUCCCCAAGGAUCGCAGCAGUUCUGAACAGCCCACGACUACCACCUCAGGGUAUCCCAUGCCCUUCACAGCACACUUUCUACCUUGUAGUGAUCAGGCUUUUGUGGUAUCACCUCAAGCUGGUGAACUGCUUCCACUUGGCUCCACUGGGACUCUAUUCACUGUUGGAUUUACCCCACGUAUGUACAGCAAAAAGUACAAGGCAAAACUGCUGAUUCAGACCAUGGAUAUGCAAUGGAUGUAUGAGAUCAAUGGUUUGGAUCCCCAGUACACUCCUCCUAAUGUUCAGCAUGGCAAAAUUGUCCACAAAGGCUUCAAGCAGACUGUUGCAGUCCAGCAACGUAACUUCAUCAAAGAAAACCUCAAGGUGAUAACAACUGCAGUGUCCUCUCCUCUAAAAGGCGCUCCCCUCGUUCACUAUAAAUAAAACAAUUAAAGCAAAGUAAAUAUGAAAUAAAAUGUUACCUUUCAUUUUCUGAAGAAUGUAGAUUAUUUUGUCUGUCUAAACAAAAGCCCAUCAUUCAUAACUGACUUUCUACAUGGAAGAACAUAUUUUUAUUAACACAGUAAUCUUGUGUAUGCUACAUUAUUAUAUCUAUCACAUUGUAUUUUUCCAAUAAAUCUUAUCAAUGUAACCAUUAUCAAUUGAAAAUAUUUUGCUUUUACAGUCCUCUGUAUGUGCCCACUUUUAUUUUAUAUAAAUCAAACCUAAUCAACCUAA